UAUUCAUUUCACUUGAAAAUUUCUUGUAAUUUUCCACUCAACUUGAAAAAGCUAUAGUAGUUUUCCAUUGCAGCAAGUUUUGAGAAACUCAUUUAUUGUAACAGGAAAUGAUGUAAUGCUAGGCAUGUAUUUGUCACGAGUACAGAUAAUUUAUGAUUUUCAGUUCUGUAGUUGUUAUACACAAUUCUGUAGACUGAAAAUGUUAUGUAGCCAGUUCAGUUUAUUAUGAAUAUCAACUAUGUUGUGUUUUAGAUAGGUGCCAUUCAAAUUUUGAUGUCAGAUUUUUUACAACAAAAUUGUGUGCUAAUGUAUACAGCUAAAUCUGAAUGUUGUGUGUAUUAUAUAGCCUACUACUUGAAUAUUUUUUAAAUGUAAUAAGUGAAAGUAUAUUUAAGUGUAUACACUGUAUAAUAUGUCAUACAUGUAAUUUUGAAUGUUUCAUAACCAAAAAAAUGUUUAAAUGUGAAUGCAUAAGGGUAAAGAUUAUUUAGCAUGUCGUGUGUUUAUUUUGUAAAUCUUUUACGAGCAAAACUCUUUUAAAAUCAGCGGGCCGUCGGCUUCGAGCGCCAAUUCACACAACAACUUAUAAGAUUAUAAUAGUAUACAGAUAUGUCUGAGUUGUUAAGCUUUACCAUUGCAUUCGACGGGAAUAAAAGCGCAUAUACCGGCGGAGAAAUCGUAUCCGGGUGCGCCCUUAUUGUUCUUAAGGCUCCAAUGAAUGUAAGAGCUAUCAAUAUUAAGUUCGUGGGAAAAUCUAAAGUCAUGUGGACAGUACAGCAAGAUAAAACAUCUAGAACAUAUAAUGAUUCAGAGACCUAUUUUGACAACUCUUUGUGUGUUUAUGGUCAAGGUUGUAUUGGGCUUUACCAAAAUGCCACACAGUUGCCCGCUGGACAGUCAUGUUUCCCAUUUCAAUACCAGUUGCCUGCUCAAUUGCCAGCAUCUUUAGAAGCAAUACAUGGUUCCGUUCGUUAUGAUGUAAUUGGUGUCAUUAAUCGUCCUUACAGUCGUGAUUGUAAAACUAACGUUCGAUUCUCGGUUUACGAUUUGAUGGAUCUGAAUCACAUUCGAAACAUUAGGAUGCCAAUUCAUGUGAUGGAUUCAAAGCAUAGAUGUUGCUGCUGUUGCGCUAGUGGUGAAAUAACAGCUGAAGUACAUACAGACAAAAGUGGUUAUGUACCAGGCGAAUACAUAACAAUCAAUGCUUCAGUGGAAAAUUUAAGCUCAUCCAAAAUACAUGGUACCAGCGUUGCAUUAAUACAGGUUAUCACAUACAUUGCUCAGGGUGUUACAAAUAAAACACACAAGACAAUUACUGAGUGUAGAGGACCAGGCGUUAAUAAGAGAAAGACAAUGAACUUGAAUGAUAAUUUGCUUAAAGUUCCCAUGACCCAGCCAUCUUACCUAAGAUUCUGCAAAGUCAUGUAUAUUGAAUAUUACCUACAGUUCACGGUGAUGUUACCUGCAUUCAGUCUCAAUUUAAGGUUAAAUGCUCCGCUGACCAUUGGUAGCAUACCAAUUCAAUCCGUACAACAAAGCUACCAUAAUGCAGGGUACCUAAAUAAUGAAAUUCCUAUGAUUACUUGCCCUACUCCAGUCAACACAAGUAUAAUAUGAGAGUAAGUUAUUAAUAUUAAUGUCAAGGUAAAUUAUUUUAUCCUCACGUGGCUGGAAAAUGACAGUCGUUAUAACACAGUUGUUUUGUUUCAUACACCUCAUGCCAGCUUACGAGGUUACCGCGUAUAUAGCUUUGUGGGUGAUUAUUUUUUUAUUUUAUUUGUGAACUGCACUGGUACAUAUUAAUAAUGGUAUAUAUAUAUAGUAGGUUGGGGUAUGAUGGUUUUAAUUUUUUCAUUAUAUUUCAUCUCCCAUUUGGUAGUAAACAAAGAAUAUUUACAGAAUUAUAUAACCCCGUGUUCUCAUGACUCUAAAAAAUGGUUGUUAAUUGUU
Messenger RNA from Ciona intestinalis (vase tunicate), 1950 nucleotides. The record is from RefSeq and is a predicted model, not a curated record. NCBI's taxonomy places the organism in Eukaryota, Metazoa, Chordata, Ascidiacea, Phlebobranchia, Cionidae.